AUGCUUCCAGCAAACGUAAUGUCGUUCAUGAAGAAGAUGGUUGCCACCGAUGAGGCAUCUCAUCAGCAACCGUCGAUGGAAAACACGGGAGCGUUCGGGAAGCUGAAGCAAACCCUUUCCACGUCGCUGCUGACGGCACAGGACAGAGUGAACAAAAUGUCCCCACGCCCAUCGCUGGUGCCGGAUGCGACAGAGACGACACCACAGGAAGACCCGUACGGCAAGGAUACGGCGGCAGUUACCGAGCGGGCGGCGAACGAGGGCAACAAGUUCAACACACGGUCCGGUUCGUGCCGGAUAUGUUUGAAAUCGUUUAAACCGAACGACUUCAAAAAGACCUGCGUCGAGUGUGAUCAGAAGGUUUGCGAAGACUGUGCCAGCUAUAGCAAGCUACAAGAUUCGGAAGACUUGGAUCUCUGGCGAUGUAGCGUCUGUCGGCGAAAGAUGGCGUCCCGCAUUUGCAUACCCCAGGAAUCGACCGACUCCGCCCUGGAGGUGCCGGUCAUGGAGACGCUACAGCGGCGCCAUUCGGACAUCAAGCUGGGCUUCAACCAGCAUCUGGACGAUGGCAAGGGUUCCGCGCUGGCACCACCGCGCAGUCCCGAGCUACGCCGCCAUUCGGACGUGUCGCCGGCCUCGCUGAAGGAGUUGGAAAAGCUGAAAGGUGUACAGAACCCGAAGAACGAUAUGGACUGGCGCAAGGGUCACAGUGCCGCACCGAGCCGAUCGUCCAGCCCGCCCGGCCGGAAGGAGAUGGAACUGGGGACGCCGCGCGUCUUCUCCCGCCGCCCCUCGACCAAGAUGUCCCGCCAGCGGAGCUACGACGACGAGUUCAAAACGAUGAGUUCCGACACGAAUCUGGCCGAGGCGGGCCUGAACCUGCCGCCGCCGAUGCCGCGCCGAAAGUCGGCGUACGACGUGUACGCGCCGGGCGUGCUGGUCAAUGCGAUGCAGUCGGUAAAGCUGGCGCCGGACGAUCCGGAAAAGAUCAGCACAUCGCGCCGCUCGUCGAUGAAGAUGAUGGCGGACGGGAACGAGUUCGGUGCGGAUGAUCACACGGUGGCGGAUAUGAAAGCGGCCGGACUGAUUGUGGACGACGAUCGGCGACACAAGCGACGUGGUUCGCAGCUGCCCGACAUUCCGGCACUGAAAGACAAAACUGCCCAGAACUCUGCGAACAUAUCAGUCUACCAGUGUCCGGCGUUGGAGGAUUUGGAAGCACCCAAACGGCAGACGUCGCUGGACGGCGAAGGUAUCAAGAUCGUGAUACACGACGCCGACGCUGGACCACUGUGUGCCGCCAAACGGAGCGUCCUACUGCGAAGGGAUCCCUCGGAUAAAGCGCACAGAACACGUGGCUUUGGGAUGCGUGUGGUCGGUGGUAAAACGGGUGCUGACGGACGACUCUUUGCGUACAUCGUGUGGACCGUGCCGGGUGGACCGGCCGAAAAAGGAGGCCUCCAGCAGGGUGACAAGAUUCUGGAGUGGUGCGGUACCUCGCUGACCGAUCGCAGCUUUGAGGAGGUGUGCGCCAUCAUGGAUCGCACGGGUGACACGGCCGAGCUGCUGGUCGAGCACGCCACCGACUUUAAGAUGUGCGAGCUGCUAGACGAGGGCGGCAUGGGCAUGAACGUCGGUUCGACUUACGGCAGCAGUAAUUCGACACGAGCUUUACCGGACACGAACGUGCAUACGCUAGCAUCAGAGAGUGAAUCAACGGUGGACAAGUCUCCCUCUUCACCGACCAGACGCAAAUUGCCUAAAACACCGGAACAGAUAGCAAAGGGCAAGUUAGUGUCCGGUAGGGUUCAGGUGCAUGUUUACUAUCACGGCGAGCGAAACGAACUUGUCGUUUCGGUGAUGGCUGCCGAUGACCUGCCGGAGCGCGAUGAAUCGCUGGGCUAUGGCAUGUAUCCGGAAGCCUAUGCGUCGAUCAAGUUGCUACCCAAAACGAACGAAUCGCAUGUCGCCCAGACCGAAGUGUCCACUCCCUCUCUGAAUCCCAUUUGGAACGCGACCAUUACCUUCCAGGACGUGUUCAGUGACAAUCUGUUAGACCGUAAGAUAGAGAUAGUGCUGUACGAUCUGUUGCCCCACUCGGAGCCGAUCUUUCUCGGCGAAUGUUCGGUGAAGCUGCAGAAAGCCUGCCUGGACGAUGUGGCCGUCUGGUACCGGCUGGAGGAUCCGCACCAUCUGCGCGGUUCCGGCCCGGUACCGCCCGCCCGGCUCCGGCGCCGCUCGACCACCACCUCCCAGAGCUCGAUCGACGAAAGUUCGGCCUCGUUCGGCCGGUACGGCAGCAUCGAGAGUUCGCGCUUCCAGCGCUCGAUCUCGGACGAUGUCGACAGCCUGGACGAGAGCCGGUACCUGCUCCAUCCGAACUGGUCCGUGUCCGGGAGCAGGCGCGGCUCGACCCAGUCGGAGAUACAGAUGCAAACGCUCGAGGUGCACCAGAUCGGCAAGGAUUACUCGAAAUCGUUGCCCGGUUCGCGGCGUUCGUCCUUUCAGGACACGAAGGAUCAGCUUGCGGUGGGGCCGGCCCACUAUUCGCGCCGCUACUCGACGGGCCGAACGGGCGGUGCGGGCCGGGGUGAUGCGACGCCAGAGCGGAAGCUUUCGUUCGGUGGCACGAUCGGGGGCAUCGGGAGCGGUGGUGGUUCGCGAACCGAAUUUAUGCGCACCAUGAGCCUUUCGCGGGAGCUUGACAUGAAGAAUCGCAAAAAGAAGCGACUGUUCUCGUAA
Anopheles marshallii is the source of this 2742-nucleotide messenger RNA. It is a transcript of the gene Fife, whose product is annotated as regulating synaptic membrane exocytosis protein 2. Gene Ontology annotation, molecular function: small GTPase binding; transmembrane transporter binding. The transcript is spliced from 10 exons. The coding region runs from base 1 to 2742 and encodes 913 amino acids. Gene Ontology annotation, cellular component: cytoskeleton of presynaptic active zone; presynaptic membrane. The record is from RefSeq and is a predicted model, not a curated record. Gene Ontology annotation, biological process: regulation of membrane potential; positive regulation of synaptic transmission; regulation of synaptic plasticity. Lineage: Eukaryota; Metazoa; Arthropoda; Insecta; Diptera; Culicidae.